Messenger RNA from Spodoptera littoralis (African cotton leafworm), 2328 nucleotides. The record is from the annotation of a GenBank genome assembly. Lineage: Eukaryota; Metazoa; Arthropoda; Insecta; Lepidoptera; Noctuidae.
AUGUGGAAAGGAUUGAGAUUAACACAUUCUCAACUAACUCAGUUAACAAAAUUUCAUCAUAAUGGACCGAAAUUUCAACCAGUCGGUGUUCCAGCGAUAGAUUCUGUUUUGAACCAGUGGUACGAAUUCUGCAAUAAGCCGCCUAAAGGGUUUGAAAAAUAUUUCCAGCCAGGUUCUAGUCAAAAAUCUAAAACUCCAAGUGAAAAAGAAGCACCACCUGCGCCUUCAAAAGGUGCACAGCCUUCUCCUAAACCAAGUUCACCACAAGACAAAUGGAACAUGAACAUGUUCAGUAACUCCAAUAGUGGCGGCAAUCGCAGUGGCUACGAAGGCCAGGACAAAGAAAAAUGGAUGCUGUUUGGUGCAAUGGGUAUUGUAGGGAUACUAGCAUCCAUCGCAUACUUUGAGCUGCGCUACAGAGAAAUCAGUUGGCGAGACUUCGUCAACCUAUACUUACAUAAAGGCACUGUUGAAAAACUAGAAGUUAUCAACAAAAAAUGGGUGAGAGUGAAACUACACCCAGGAGCAGCUCUCGAUGGCAAGGUAAUCUGGUUUGCAAUUGGAAGUGUAGACUCAUUCGAAAGAAAUUUAGAAAAUGCACAAGUAGAAAUGAGUGUUGAACCUCCAAACUUCUUGCCUGUUAUCUAUAAAACUGAGGUAGAGGCUUCAAGUUUAACAGGAAUGCUACCAACCAUACUUAUUAUAGGAUUUUUAAUUUAUAUGAUGAGAAGAUCAGCAGAUAUGAUGGGCCGUGGGGGCAGAAGAGGUGGUGGCCUCUUUGGUGGUGUCAUGGAGUCUACUGCUAAACUAAUUAAUCCCACUGAUAUUGGUGUUAAGUUCCAAGAUGUUGCUGGGUGUGAAGAAGCUAAGAUUGAGAUUAUGGAGUUUGUGAACUUCUUAAAAAAUCCUCAGCAAUAUAUUGACUUGGGAGCCAAAAUUCCCAAGGGAGCCCUUCUCACUGGCCCUCCUGGUACUGGUAAAACCUUGCUAGCUAAGGCUACUGCAGGAGAGGCAAAUGUGCCCUUCAUCACAGUCUCAGGAUCAGAGUUCUUGGAAAUGUUUGUGGGUGUUGGACCUUCCAGAGUCCGUGAUAUGUUUGCAAUGGCUCGUAAACAUGCACCUUGCAUUCUUUUCAUUGAUGAAAUUGAUGCUGUGGGUAGGAAAAGAGGAGGGCGUAGCUUUGGAGGUCACUCAGAACAGGAGAAUACUUUGAACCAACUGUUGGUGGAGAUGGAUGGUUUUAAUACAACAACGAAUGUCGUGGUACUAGCUGCUACGAACAGAGUAGAUAUCCUGGACAAAGCUCUGCUAAGACCUGGCAGAUUUGACAGGCAGAUAUUUGUGCCUGCACCAGACAUCAAGGGCAGAGCUUCAAUCUUCAAAGUACACUUGUCACCUCUGAAAACUACAAUUGACAAGGAGAAGUUGGCUAGGAAGAUGGCUGCACUCACACCAGGUUUCACAGGCGCUGACAUCGCAAACGUCUGCAAUGAAGCCGCCCUCAUCGCUGCUCGUGAGUUGGCUCACGACAUCAACAUGAAAAACUUCGAGCAAGCUAUUGAGAGAGUCGUCGCAGGCAUGGAAAAGAAAUCCAAUGUCCUCCAACCUGACGAGAGAAAGAUUGUGGCAUACCACGAGGCUGGCCACGCAGUCGCCGGCUGGUUCCUUAAACAUGCUGAUCCUCUACUUAAAGUAUCCAUCAUCCCCAGAGGCAAAGGUCUCGGAUACGCCCAAUAUUUACCGAAAGAACAAUACCUCUACAGCAAAGAACAACUGUUCGACAGAAUGUGUAUGACAUUAGGUGGAAGAGUCAGUGAAGAAAUCUUUUUCAACAGAAUAACAACGGGUGCCCAAGAUGACCUGAAGAAAAUAACACAAAGCGCGUACGCACAAAUAGUCCACUACGGAAUGAACCCUAAAGUAGGCAAUGUAUCAUUCGAAAUGCCUCAACCUGGCGAAAUGGUAAUCGACAAACCAUAUUCGGAAAAGACCGCAGAGUUAAUUGAUUCCGAAGUAAGAGAAUUGAUAAACGCCGCGCACGUGUUUACAACCGAUUUAUUAACGAAACAUAAGGACAAUAUUGCCAAAGUUGCAGAAAGAUUGCUGAAACAGGAGAUUUUAAGUAGAGAGGACAUGAUUGAACUGCUUGGAAAGAGACCGUUCCCAGAAAAGAGCACUUACGAGGAGUUUGUGGAAGGCACGGGAUCCUUAGACGAAGACACGUCAUUACCCGAAGGCCUCAAGGAAUGGAACAAGGAGAAAACAAUAGUACCACCUCCAGAAAGUUUAAAACAGACGUCACCGAAACCAUCUUCGACCACCAAGUAA